AUGGAUUUAUUAGAAACUAUAUUAAGAUCGUCAGGUUUCGAAAAAUAUCACGAGGAAUUCAAAAAGCAAGGCAUCGAUACAUUUACUUUAAAAAUUCUAAGCGACAAAGACCUGAAACUUCUGGGCAUCGAAAGCGAAGAACAGCGGAAAUUGUUUUUAAAAUGCGCCGAAAAUUUGCAAAUACCUUCCGAGAAGAAAAUCUCGCUUUACGCAAACAAAUCAUACGCAAAGUUGGUGCUUCAACAAAUGUCGCUGCAGCUUCAGAAGCAAAUGGCCAGCUUGAAUUAUAUUUUAAAAAGGAAAGACGUGGAUAUAUGCAAUGUUAAAUUAAGUCCUUCAGUUUCCUUGCUACAGAGUACGAUUAAAUCCUUAGAUGACCGAGUCGAUGAAUUCGAACGAGAGGUACUAAAAGUGAAGAAAAGAAGCAAUAAGAAGAAAUACGUGUUAAUUCCAUCGUUUAUUGUAUUAGUCGCUACAGUAUUUGCUUGUGGUAGACAUUUAGUGAUAAAUAAGUUAUAA
Messenger RNA from Phyllotreta striolata, 519 nucleotides. The record is from the annotation of a GenBank genome assembly. Lineage: Eukaryota; Metazoa; Arthropoda; Insecta; Coleoptera; Chrysomelidae.